This is a messenger RNA of Jatropha curcas, 3065 nucleotides long. The record is from RefSeq and is a predicted model, not a curated record. NCBI's taxonomy places the organism in Eukaryota, Viridiplantae, Streptophyta, Magnoliopsida, Malpighiales, Euphorbiaceae.
AAAGUAUAGAUGUUUAUCUUUCAGUGGAUUUUAAUGAAAUUGAACAUAUAUUAAUUAAGUUCUUGCAUCUACAACUAUUAGUAAGUUCUUGGAGAAAAAAAAAAGGAAGGAUUUUGAUAGGACUGUUUUGGAUGCAAAAUUGGAUCUUGUGGGUGCUAGUUAUGAAUCAAUGUUGGUUAUAAGCUCAAAAGCAGGACAUUGGUGGGAAAGAAAAUGUUCUAGUGAAGAUACUUCGCAUUUUUUUUUUUCACUAAACUUCUGUUAAGUGCCUUGAGGCUCUUAAGCUGUUGAUAGAUGGCUUGAAAGAGGAAACUUUGAAAGUGAAAAAGGUUCAUACUGCCUAAUGCCAUAGCUCUAAAGGGAUAUUGGCACCCUUCAAUCAUAAUCUUCAGGGGAUACUCAUAAGGACAAAGAUGACUUCAAGAGGAGAUGGUGUGUGUUUCCUACCUGACAUAGGCACAUGGCUUAUUGAGUGAUUGGAGUGUUGGAAGGGUAUGGAAUAAACAUUUUAUGGUUGAUGUAAAAAAUUAUGAUUUCAAUUUGGACAUUGGUUCAAGUGGAGCCCCCAUUGGGAUGGGACACUGUUGUCAUGUUUCAUGCAUAAGAUUGCCUUAGAAAAUGUCAUUGUUCCACUACAGAAAGAUGCCUUAAGGUUAAUUGGAAGUGUUUUUUUAUUCUGCUGGUGAAAAGUGCAAAGUCUUCUUUAAAAAAUCUGAUGCAUGAUUUUCUCUUGGUAAUUUUUGCAGGUCAUGGUAGCUGUAUAUUUCCUGGAAGGCUCUUCACUUUCUCUUUUCUCUACAUAGUUGUCAAAAGAUGGAAAGUGCAAAAGGGGAUAACUUAAGUUGAGCAACUUGCAUUUUGGUUUUAAUGACUAAUGGUGGUCUCAUUUCUGGUGCAGCAAGAAAAUAAGCAAUAAAACGAGGACGAGUGCGAACGCAACUGUAUCAAGUGGUGCAGCACAUAGUUUAAGGUUAAUCAGCUUCAAAAGCAGUAGAAUAAUCACAAUUGAUAAGGCUUUAAAUGCUUUCUUGGCUGUAACUUUCUCUGUUUUGGUAUAUACAUUCCUUUUGUAAGUGGGUGUUGAGGUGCAAAAACAAAGCAAUUUUUUCGAGCGUAUUUUUAUUAUUUAAAUGUUCAAUUAAUUGAUGAUUAAAUAUUGCUUCCAAAGUUUUGCUUUUUACUCAAAAUAUUAGGAGUGAGAGAUUGAAUUUUCGGCUUCACCUAUUUUGGAAAAUUUUAUAAUUUUAUUUGGAAUGACUUAUCUACGUGGUGCAUGAUUACAAUGGCCACGUCCAAAAGAGUUUUUUUUUUUAUAUAUAAUUAAAUUUAAUUGAAAACCCAAUGGGCUUCGUUAUAGUACAGUUUCCCUAAAACCUAAAUAAACCCACAAGAAAUCAAGCCCAUGAAUCAUCAUCAUUGCCAUUGGCGUUCGACCCCUCGAAACCGGCAACAAGUUUGAAGUUUGAAUUCGAUGGCAGUCUUAUUGUGCAAAGGAACUUUAUUUCCGUUCCAAUCCAUUCUCUGCCAAACCAAAAGAGAACUUAGCAAAACCUUAAAUCUUUUUGUCGUUUCAAAUCCAAUGUCUUGGACCUGCAAGAAAUGCACUUUCAUCAACUCCCCUUCUCCGAAACCCACCUGCCAAAUAUGCCUAUCGCCAGCUUCUCCUUCUCUUCUUUCUCCUUCCUCUUCUCAACAAGACACCGAAAAGUGGGCGUGCAAGGCUUGCACUUUCUUGAACUCUUACAAGAGCACAAGCUGUGAAAUAUGUUGUACUAGGCAAUCUGUUUCUUCCCUUUCGAGUUUCGAUGAUUUGAAUGAUAUUGGUGUCGAUGAUGACUUGGAUUCUUCUGUUGGUUCUGUUUUCCUGCCCUUGAGGACUUGUAAGAGAAAGAUUAGGGAUUCGGAUUCUGUUGGGUUGAGUAGCUUUUGUGGAAUUCACGCCUCAAAUAAGGCAAUCGAUGUCAAGGAUGGGGCGGAUGAGGAUCGUGUUAAAUUGGGCGGAUUUCAGGGGUUUGGGGCAUCAAACAAGGCAGUGACUGUUGUAAAGAGGGACACCAGUUCACCAGCAGUUUUGAGUUCAUUCAAGAUUUUGAGCUACAAUGUUUGGUUUCGAGAAGAUCUAGAGCUGGAUAAGAGGAUGAAAGCUCUUGGUGACCUGAUUCAACUUCAUUCACCUGAUGUGAUUUGUUUUCAGGAGGUUACUUCAAGUAUAUACCACAUAUUUAGGCAAUCCAGCUGGUGGAGAGGAUACCAUUGCUCUGUUAAAAAUGAAAUGGCAAUUCAAAGACCAUACUUUUGCAUGCAGUUAAGCAAACUUCCGGUAAAAUCCUUUAGUUGUAGGCCCUUUAACAAUUCUAUAAUGGGGAGAGAGCUUUGCAUUGCCGAGCUUGAAGUGCAGCCAAACAACCCAUUGGUUGUUGCCACGAGCCAUCUCGAGAGUCCCUGCCCUGCACCACCAACAUGGGAUCAGAUGUUCAGCAAGGAGCGUGUAUAUCAAGCAAAGGAGGCCAUCAACCUUCUCAAGACUAAUCCUAAUGUGAUUUUUGCUGGGGACAUGAACUGGGAUGACAAAUUAGAUGGUCAGUUUCCUUUACCUGAUGGAUGGGUUGAUGCUUGGACAGAGUUAAAACCUGGGUGCAACGGAUGGACUUAUGAUACAAGGUCCAAUCAGAUGUUGUCUGGUAACCGGAUGUUGCAAAAGCGACUUGAUAGAUUCAUAUGCAAUCUGCGUGAUUUCAAACUAAGUGAAAUUGACAUGAUUGGUAAGGAUGCAAUACCAGGUUUAUCGCAUGUCAAGGAGAAGAAAGUGAGAAAAGAGGUAAAGAAGCUGGAGCUUCCUGUUUUGCCAAGUGAUCAUUAUGGCUUGCUUUUAACAAUUUCUGGCCGCUAAUGUUGGCAAUUGGUCAGGAAAUACUAACCCAUUUGCUUUUAUAUGCAUUUUGUACAAACAACAAAUGAAACGGUGUGAAGGCUUGAGAGCAUUUUGGGAAGCAUGUAGCUUCCAAUUUUGUAUUAAGCUCGUUGAAUGGAGAUGAUAUAAAAUCCUUGAUUGUUUGAAUCAGGUU